CGCUCAACACCGGUAGAAUAUGGUCGGUGUCAGUAAAAUGUUACCAGCAGCACAGUUACAGCCACCACCAACGCUCUGGAUAACAUGAAUACAGCUCUGCUAUGGAAAAUAAAAUAGUCAGUGAGGUGUUCUCAUAUUUGUGUCUGGAAGUAGCUAGCAAGUUAGCUUGACUGCGGUUGUGAGGUCCGACCGCUCGGUUCAACUCCACUCCUCGGCCAGAUACGCUCUGAAUUUACGAACCGCCAGAGCGCACUCUGGAAAUGCAGAUCAAUUUUUACGAAAACACACAACUUUUUUUUUAAAUGGUUACUUCCGGUUCCGGUUUAGACGCCUGGGAAGCUAGCUAGCUACUUCGAUACAGGUUUCAAUUGCUUCUUUGACCCAUCAUCUCUUCACUGGCAACUUUCUCAACAGAGAUUAGAUACGUCUACGUUCUGGCAUGUCUCACAACUACUCCUACAGACGACCACCACCAGCUAAAGAUCUAAGAGAUAGCUCUUUCGACUCUCCAGAUCACCUGCACCCUGGAAACCACAGUGACAAUGUUUACAGAUCGUCUCAGGAGCCACCAUCUCAUUGCACAAUACCAUCCUACCCAUACUCCUCAUCCAGAGCCUCCGCUGCCACCGAGUCCCCUUACUCCUCCUCACUAAACAGGUCAGACCAAACUCUCCUGAGCAGCUGUGGGCUCGAGCCCAAAGACUUGUCUCUACUAGCCGAGAUGCCUGAGGAUCUCAACAACGUGGAGAACCUACCACAUCUGGUCCUGGAGAUCAAGAAGAAGAGGGCGACACAGCAGUCGCCAUAUCCAGCUAUGAUCUCUUACCCUCUUGCUGCCACAUCUCGUCCCCCCUCUGCUACCCCGCCUCCAGGCCGUGUGUGGGAGCAGGGUGACCGGAGUCGUUCUCAACAAUUAGACUACCCGUUGGACAUCCACCCCUCUCUUCCCCCUUCCCAACUUCUUCCCACAGAACAGGCUGAGCCCUGGCAACUAGAUCAGCAUGGCAACUCAAUGCAGUACACACGCUCUCGCCUAGAACCUGUGCCUGUCCGAGUUGUGGACUACCACUAUGGUAAAGAAACUCCCAGAAGUUACCAAACUCCUAGGUCCACUUACAGCACGGCCCAAGGAGGAAGCAGCAACAGCUGGAAACCCCCCAACUCAUCCCAACCAGCAGUAGAUUACAGGUACUCACCACCACCGACUACAGACUACAGACCACGCCCAGACCAAGAUGUCCCAGUUGUCACAAUCAAGAUGGCCACCUCUGGCAACACUCCCACCAAGAAGGCUGCUCUUGACUUCCACGGAGAAAUCCCCAAAACGUUUCCUCAUUCGUGCUCUCUCUGUAAUAUUACCGUGCUCUCUGAAAAGUACUGGUUCCCACAUGCCAAUGGAACUCAACAUGCAGAGGGACAGCUCACACUUCUUAAAAUGUAUCCUGAGUGGGAUUGCCAGAUGCAGACCACCAGAAAUGGUGAUGAGACCGAAGAAGAGACCGAAGAAAAGACAAAGAGACCGAAGAAGAGAAGAAAAGAGAAGACUGGUGGACCUUCCCAUAGGUUGAUUAACUACUUGGGUAAACCGUCAAGUAGCGGUUCUAGAGAAAGCAAAGACCCUAAGACAAAGGUUACUAAGAGGAGUGGCAAAGUGGUUUGUGCCAAAUUCUCUGCCCGGUGUCUCAACGAAGAUGGUUUGAAGGACCUGAUUAAACCGUUUGGGGAAGUUGUGAAAAUCAUCAUGUUCCCUGCUUUGCUUCAGGCGUUUGUGGAGAUGGGCUCAAAGGACCAGGCCGCUGAUAUUGUGACAUACUACCUCAGUAACCCAGUGAUGGUGAAAGGAGGACAAGUCACCUUCUCUGUCUCUUCAACAUUUAAUUUCCUGCAGAGUUCCCGGGUGUUGCGUUUUUCCCCUGUGCCUUCUGGCAAAGAGUCUGCCGCGUGGAAGAGAGAGUUACUGGCCGUAGCUGAAGGAUUUGGACCUGUAAAGCGCACUCUAUUCUUACCCACGCAGGCAUUUGUGGAAAUGACAAAUGCACUAGAUGCACAGAAGCUGGUUGGACACCAUACGUCUAAACACCUGAAAAUAGAUGAGAUACAUAUUAAAGUGGCCUUCUCUUCAGAGUAUAAUACACUUCGGACCAUAUCUGACAGGAAGUCUUCAGACAGGAAGUCUCCAGACAGGAGCAGGAAUUCUGAAGACCGAUCUAAGAGGAAGAGAACCCCAAGCCACAGAAGGCGGUCCCUCAGCCCCAGGAGAGAUUCCCCAACCACCUCAAAAAGGAGGAGGAGUAGAGAGAGGGAUAGCGACCAUCACAAAGAACGAGUGAAAUCAAACUGUGGGGGUAAAGGCAGUCCAAGGUCCCCCAGCAAACAAAGUUCCAGCCGGUCAUCCGGAAGCCCUCGCAGGCCAAGGUCCCCCAGCAAACAGAGCUCCAGCCGGUCUUCCAGAAGCCCUCGCAGGCCAAGAUCCCCCAGCAAACAGAGCUCCAGCCGGUCUUCCAGAAGCUCUCGCAGGCCAAGAUCCCCAAGCAAACAGAGCUCCAGCCGGUCUUCCAGAAGCCCUCGCAGGCCAAGGUCCCCCAGCAAACAGCGCUCCAGCCGGUCUUCCAGAAGCCCUCGCAGGCCAAGGUCCCCCAGUAAACAGAGCUCCAGCCAGACCUCCAGAAGCCCUCGCUCCCAUACUAAAGAGAGGGUCUCCAGUGAGAAGAAGACCCCAGGUUCUGGUAAAAUAGACCCCAAGAAGGACAAGGUAUCUCCCAGUUCCACUCGCUCACAACCUCCCACCAAGGAUAAGACCCCAUCCCUGUCCUCCACUGUGAUGGAGAAGUCCGAAGAGGCUGUCGACAAGACUGACCAGAGCAAGAAAAAAACUGAGACUCGGGAGGAUGGAGCCACGGAGGCCUGUGAUAUGGACAGUGACAUCGAGGGGAUGGCCGUGUAUGGGGAGGAUGGGGAGAAGAACUCUGACAUGGGCGAGGAGGAAGAGGAAGAGGGGCAAGUAGGGGAGAAAGAGGGAGAGGUAGGAGAGGCAGAAGUAGUAGAGGGAGAGGGAGAGGUAGGGGGGAAACAGGAAGAUGGGCAAGUAGUGGAGGAAGAGGAAGAGGUAGAGGAGGAAGAGAAGGGAGAGAAACAGCAGGAGAGUGCUGAGGACUUGAUCCAAGAGCUCUCAGCUACCGGAUCAGAACAGGGGAAAGCGUUCUCAGCUACCGGAUCAGAACAGGGGAAAGCGUUCUCAGCUACCGGAUCAGAACAGGGGAAAGCGUUCUCAGCUACCGGAUCAGAACAGGGGAAAGCGUUCUCAGCUACCGGAUCAGAACAGGGGAAAAAGAGAGAUGAUGAAGACCAGAAAGCAGAUGCUUCAUAUGUUGAUGAGGAGGAGCAUGAUUUCCCAGAGGGCCAUGAGAACCCUAUCACUCUGGAUGACCUAGAGCAGGAUUCGUCAGCUGAUGACCAAGAUAACCAGUCAACAGAUGAGCCCAAGAGCAGGUCCAAGAGCAGGUCCAAGAGCAGGUCCAAGAGCAAGUCCAAGAGCAGGCCCAAGAGCAGGCCCAAGAGCAGGCCCAAGAGCAGGUCCAAGAGCAAGAACUCAGGACGUGAUCAGACAACCAGUAGAGUGAUCUACGUCAGAAACCUUCCCAAAGGCUUCUAUACAGAGAAGGACUUCCUGAAGAUUGUUAAAGGCUUUGGGAGAGUGCACUGCUAUUAUCUCCAUCGCAAUGGUGUAGAGGGCUUCAUUGAGAUGGAGAGUUCUUCUGAUGCGACAAAGGCUUUAAGAGAGCUGCGUUACUAUGGCUAUAAAUUAUACGACCAGUACGUGGUGGCCACGCGGUCUGAUAAAUACAGAAGACUAACAACAGGGUUGAAACCUGAAUCAGACUCUGAUUCUGAAAGUGAUCUGAAGAAAGAUCACAGGAAUACUAGAAGCAGCAGGAUCAGGAUAAGGAGAUGGGUCAUCAGUCACUCAAAGUCAGCAGCUAAGGACGAGGAGACGAAAGAGGAGGACGAGGAGACGAAAGAGGAGGACGAGGAGACGAAAGAGGAGGACGAGGAGACGAAAGAGGAGGACGAGGAGACGAAAGAGGAGGACGAGGAGACGGACGAGGAGACGGACGAGGAGACGGACGAGGAGACGGACGAGGAGACGGACGAGGAGACGGACGAGGAGACGGACGAGGAGACGAAAGAGACGGACGAGGAGACGGACGAGGAGACGAAAGAGGAGGACGAGGAGACGAAAGAGGAGGACGAGGAGACGAGAAAGGAGGACGAGGAGACGAACGAGGAGACGAAAGAGACGAACGAGGAGACGAAAGAGACGGACGAGGAGACGGACGAGGAGACGAAAGAAGGGGACGAGGAGACGAAAGAGGAGGAUGAGGAGACGGACGAGGAGACGGACGAGGAGGAGGACGAGGAGACGAAAGAGGAGGAUGAGGAGACGGCACAACAAGUACACUCCGAACAGCGUAGUAAACAAUCGUCUGAUCCAGCUAAACACUUUCACAUGGACAGAGGAGCGUCUAAAUUGAAUACUGACAAAUGGUCCAACAGUGAAGACCAAAACAAGGCCUCUGUCUCUGCUGCUGAAGAUGAGAAGCGGGCCUGUAGCACCGAGGACAAUGUAGAAACCAAGAUGGAGGAUAAUGUGGAAAUAGGACCAGAUUACGUGAAGACUGGUAUGGAGUCAUCAUUCCAGCCCAACAACCCAGUGGGAACGGAAUUCAUUCAACCUGUCAUGGGCUACUUCUGCAACCUGUGUCAAGCCAUUUAUGUCAAUGAGGACGAAGCAAAGUACCAACACUGCAGCAGCCUUUGUCACUAUCUGAAGUUUAUGGAACAUUCAGGUAAAGACAAAGCCUCUAGCUAAAGGAUGGUCCAUCUCUGUAGGAAGUUGACAAGAUGACAGUCUUAGACCCAAUUUAACGGGAAGUGUACAAGUGCACACUUCUGGAGGAGUGUGAAGAAUUGGGAUUUUGCCAUGUCUUACACUCAGAAGAACGGCACAGGUUUACCUAAUCCACGAGAGGCUCUUUGUGAAACUCAACCUAGAACAAUAAAUGGGAUUACAGAUUACGUUAAUCUGUAUUGGUUUAUAUGAACAAAUGUACAGCACCUACCUAGAUAUAUUGUUAUGUUUGUGUUAUAAUAGCUCCGAUCUACUUCCUGUAACUUGAUUUGUGUGUCCUGUGCUUGGAAUUAAAGCUAUUAGAAAACCCUA
Messenger RNA from Salvelinus fontinalis (brook trout), 5221 nucleotides. Its product is annotated as neurofilament heavy polypeptide-like. NCBI's taxonomy places the organism in Eukaryota, Metazoa, Chordata, Actinopteri, Salmoniformes, Salmonidae. Bases 440 to 4870 code for a protein of 1476 amino acids. The transcript has 18 exons. The record is from RefSeq and is a predicted model, not a curated record. Gene Ontology annotation, molecular function: RNA binding.